ACUCGGCCCACAAUUUUUCUUUUUUUUUGAGGGGAAAUUUUUGUUAAUAUCUAACAAUUUUUUUUUCUUUUUCCAGAAGAUGAAACAAAAAGUAACAAGGAAGAGUGAGCGUAAAGUUCUUAAUUUUUUUUUUUUUCUUAAUUUGUUAUUUUUAUCUUCAUUCAAUUUUUUUUUUCAAAAAAAAAAAAGAAAAAGAAAGAAAGAACGCCUCCUUCGACGUCCUAAUCUUUCUCUCUCUGUAUCUUCUUCACAACCCCUUCUUUCUCUCUCUUAAAACACCAAACUAUAUAGAGAAAAAACUCAAGAAAAAUCACUCUUUUAUUUUUCUAAAUCACUCUUUUUUACACAAUUUCUAUUAAAAAUUUGUUCUUUUUUAUGUUUCUGUAAAAACCCUUAAAUUUAAUCUUUAUUUUACUAUUCUAUUCCAUUGGAGAAGAUUGAAGAUAAUCAGCCAUUGAAGGGGAAUGCAAUUAUGGGUUAUGGUAAUUCAAGGUUUUGGAGCCACAGAAGAGAGUUUUUAGUCUCUGGGUAUUGCCCUUCUGGUUGACCUUGCUGUUGGGAACAUGUUAAAUAAAGGACAUAUGGCUCUUGAGAAACGCAUCCCUGCUAGUAGUCAGACUGUUAAUGUGAAACCUUUGAGUUUCCCUCUUAAGGUCCGGGAAAAAGCUGUUCUUGUGGAUCCAGAGAUGAACGUUGACAUGGAGGCUGAUGUUGAUGUUGAUCACAGAGAAGUUUAUUUCCUCAUUAUGCAUUUCUUGUCCAGUGGGCCAUGUCAAAGAACUUGUGGACAAUUUUGGAAUGAGCUUCUUGAGCAUGACCUACUACCAAGAAGAUACCAUGCUUGGUAUUCAAGGAGUAGGGUGCCUAGUGGUGAUGAGAAUGAUGAUGGCUUGUCAUUUCCACUGAGUUACAAUAAAGUAGUGGAGCGGCAUGCUCAUAUCGGAAAGGAUCACUUACUAAAGCUUAUGAAACAGCUAUUACUUAGUAAAGCUAAACUACCACAUAGCAUAGCUGCUAGAGGUGUACCUAAUGCAGCUGAUGUUCCCACACUUCUGGGAACAGGAUCCUUUUCACUCUUGGGCAACGAUGGGAACAAAGGAGACAAUGAAGUUAAACCUCCGCCUAUUCACAUGCGUUGGCCUCAUUUGCAAGCUGAUCAGGUUCGCGGGCUGAGGUUGAGAGAAAUUGGUGGUGGUUUUGCGAGACACCACCGAGCACCAUCUACCCGUGCAGCCUGCUAUACUAUUGCAAAACCGUCAACGAUGGUGCAAAAGAUGCAGAAUAUUAAGAAGCUAAGGGGACACCGGAGUGCUGUUUAUUGUGCUGUAUUUGAUCGAUCGGGGAGAUUUGUCAUUACUGGAUCAGAUGACCGCCUUGUGAAAAUUUGGUCCAUGGAAACUGCCUAUUGCUUGGCUAGCUGCCGUGGGCACGAAGGUGACAUAACCGACUUGGCUGUGAGUUCCAACAAUUCUUUGGUGGCUUCUUCUUCAAACGACUGUGUAAUUAGAAUUUGGCGUUUGCCAGAUGGGCAGCCAAUUUCAGUUCUGCGUGGGCAUACAGGAGCAGUUACUGCCAUUGCUUUUAGUCCAAGACCUAGUGCUGUAUACCAGAUUCUCUCGUCAGCUGAUGAUGGAACAUGUAGAUUAUGGGAUGCAAGGUACUCCCAGUUCAAGCCACGGAUCUAUCUUCCUAGAUCUCCUGAUUCUGCUGCAGGAAAGAGCAUCACCGCUUCUUCUACUGCUGGGGAACAGAGUCAUCAGAUCUUUUGCUGUGCAUUCAAUGCCAGCGGCACUGUCUUUGUCACCGGGAGCUCAGAUAAUUUUGCUAGGGUCUGGAAUGCUUGUAAAUCUGGUGCCGAUGAUUCAGAACAACCUAUCCAUGAGAUGGAUGUUCUGUCUGGCCAUGAAAAUGACGUUAACUAUGUGCAGUUCAGUGGCUGUGCUGUGGCUUCUCGAUUCUCUGCCGCUGAUGCAGCCAAGGAGGAAAAUUUUCCCAAAUUUAAAAACUCAUGGUUUGCUCAUGAUAACAUAGUUACCUGUUCCCGUGAUGGAAGUGCAAUCAUCUGGAUUCCGAGGUCACGUAAAUCACAUGGGAGAUCUGGACGUUGGACUCGGGCAUAUCAUCUCAAGGUUCCUCCUCCUCCCAUGCCCCCGCAGCCCUUACGAGGGGGCCCAAGGCAGAGAGUUUUACCUACACCUCGUGGUGUUAAUAUGAUUGUUUGGAGCCUAGAUAAUCGGUUUGUCCUUGCUGCUAUUAUGGAUUGCAGAAUAUGCGUAUGGAAUGCUGCUGAUGGAAGCUUGGUUCAUUCUUUGACGGGUCAUACGGAGUCUACAUAUGUCCUGGAUGUUCAUCCUUUCAACCCUCGCAUAGCUAUGAGUGCUGGCUACGAUGGGAAAACCAUAAUCUGGGAUAUUUGGGAAGGAAAGCCCAUUCGUACUUAUGAAAUUGGCCGCUUUAAACUGGUUGAUGGAAAGUUUUCAUCGGACGGGACCUCUAUUAUACUCUCAGAUGAUGUUGGUCAACUUUAUAUCUUGAGCACUGGCCAAGGUGAGUCCCAAAAGGAUGCAAAGUAUGAUCAGUUCUUUCUCGGGGAUUAUCGGCCACUUAUCCGGGAUACCCAUGGGAAUGUUGUUGAUCAGGAAACCCAGCUGCCACCUUACAGAAGAAACAUGCAAGAUCUUCUUUGUGAUUCAAGCAUGAUUCCAUACCCGGAACCCUACCAGAGCAUGUAUCAGCAAAGACGUCUUGGAACUCUGGGCAUCGAAUGGCGUCCAUCUUCUGUAAGGUUUGCUGUGGGUCCAGACUUCACUUCUGACCAAGACCAUAUUCUACCCCUGCCAGACUUGGAUGAAUUUAUUGAUCCACUGCCGGAGUUUGUAGAUGCCAUGGAGUGGGAACCAGAAGUAGAAGUAAUUAGUGAUGAUGCUGACUCUGAGUUCAAUGUUGCGGAUUCCAUUGGUGGUGACGGAGAACAUGUUAGCUCAACAUCUUCCGAUGAUUCAGAAUGCGGGGAAGAAGACAGCGAUCCCGAAUGCAGUCAUAGAGAUAGUGUUCGCAGAUCAAGGAGGAGAAAGAAAAAGAGAGAAACAGAGAUAACUACUUCUUCAGGGAGGCGUGUUAAGAGAAGAAAUUUCGAUGAGUGUGAUGAUAGUUCGCACAGAAUUGUUGAAAACAGGAAAGCAAGAAAUGGGCGAAAAUGGUCAAAGAAGAAGUCUUCGAAAGCUUCAAGACCUCAGAGAGCUGCUGCUCGUAAUGCUCUUACCUUAUUUUCCAAAAUCAAAGGUUGUGCUCCAGAUCAAGAUGAAUACAAUUCAGAAGGUGAUUCAUCAGGAAGUGAAUCCAUGCUUGAAGAUUCUAACUUCGAGGAUGAAGAAUCUGAUAAGGUUGUUCCAGAUGAGCGGGCAAAGAAUCUGAAAGGAAAAGAAGUAAUUGUUGAUGAAUCAGAGGAUGUACCUAGUUCUGAAGAGUUCCCUGCAUCUCGUGAGGAUGCAUGGAACAGAAAAAGACUAGUUCUGAAAUUUCCAGUUCGCGAUUCAAAUAGAGGUUUAUUUUCAGGUAACCCAAUCCCAACCUCCGGAAAUCUGACAGAUUUGGUAGGCUCUUCAUCUUCAACAUCAGGUGGUCCUGUAGAAGUUGAUGGAAAAGAUUUAAUGCAGCUGGAUGUAAAUAAGUUAUAUGGCAAUGCAAACCUCCGUGAUGGGUAUGAUAGAUUGGGUUGGCUUGGUGGAUAUGGAAACGGUUCUAUGAAAUGGGGAGGGGUCAGGGCUCGUACUAAUAAGCGAAUUAAGUUAAGUGAAGUCCCUCCGUUGAAUGCUUCUGGGUCUAGCUCUUUCAGUGACAAUGCAGAUUCAAAGUCUUUAAUUGAAGAGAGAGAUGUUAAUGGCACAUUGCAGGAAACUAGUCAGUUUGGUCAUGAGCAUUUAGGCAAUACAGAUGGAUUAACUGAUGCGAAAAAAGUAGAGCUAUCUGAUUCAAAUAAAUCCCUGGUCUCUAAUGGAGUGCAGGAUGAAGUCCAUGUAGCUACUGAAAAUGGAGCUCCGUGCUUGAAGAGUCGUGAUGACAACAAUGGGUCAACAUGGUUGAGAAAUGCUACGGAGAAGACUCUGUCUGAACCAAACAAUUCUUCUGCUAUAAAAUCUACGCCGGGUGAAAGAAAUAGGAUGUCUUUGUUGGAGCAAAGAUCUGAUGCUGAAGAGCUUGAGAAGGAAAACCAUCAACAUAAAGCUGGUCUUGAUGGUGGAGAUUGUAAUGGAGCACCAAAAAUGGUCGGAGUAGAAGAACACGCUAUCUCUCUAUUACUAAAUUCACAGGCUCCACAUUCACAGAAAAAAGAUAGGAUGUACAGUGCUGUGUAUAGAAGAUCAAGGUCAUUUAAGGCAGCUAGGACACCUUCAGAUGGCAAUGGUGCUCAUAUUGGUGAAAAUACCUCAAGUACUAGCUGUCAGAGUCUGAAUCGAAAUGUUGAUACAAAUGGAACUAUGGUUGAUGGCAUUAACCAGUCCCAUUCUGUGGAGCUUAGGGACACAACUGAAGAGCUUGUUAACCAUGAGAGAUCGGUGGAGAGGUCAAGAAGGACCGAGAAUUCUUCAUUGAACAAGGUUGCUCGACGUCCUCGAGAAGAGUGGGGAUCUAGCAUGACUGUGGGACUGAGGUCUACGAGAAAUAGGAGAAUUAAUUUCGUUCGUGAUGCUAGUCCAGUAGAUAGGAGGAGGUCAGGUCAGUCUCUAAGAAAGAUUUCCUGGCUGAUGCUUUCUGUGCCCGAUUGUUCUCGAUACAUUCCUCAGCAUGGAGAUGAAGUUGUUUAUUUGAGACAGGGGCAUGAAGAAUAUAUAUCAUGCAAUAACUCUUCUAUGAGGAGACCUUGGGAACAUUUGAAAGGAGAGGUCAGAGCUGUGGAGCUCUGCAAAGUUGUAGAGCUAGAGUAUUCCAUUGUUCCAGGAUCUGGAGAAAGUUGCUGUAAAAUGAUACUUGAAUUUAUAGACCCAGAUUCUAGUGUAUUUGGUAAAAUAUUCAAGCUGACCUUGCCAGAAGUUUCAGAUUUUCCAGACUUUCUUGUUGAGAGAAUGAGGUACGAGACUGCUAUUGAGAGAAAAUGGACUAAGAGGGACAAAUGUCAGGUCUGGUGGAGAAACGAAGGUGAUGCAGAUGGUAGUUGGUGGGAAGGUCGAAUCAAUGAUGUGAAGGCCAAAUCCCCCGAGUUUCCUGAUAGUCCAUGGGAAAUAUAUGAGAUUCGGUAUAGAAGUGAUCCUACUGAAACUCAUCACCACAGUCCUUGGGAACUCCAUGAUGCUAACGACACACAGUGGGAGCAGCCCCAUCUUGAUGACCACACCACGAAAAUACUGCUGUCUUCUCUUUCUAAAUUAAUGCAGUCUCGUAAUAGAGCUCAGGAUAUUUAUGGGGUUCAGAAAUUGCAACAGGUUUCAAUGAAGUCAAAUUUCUUGAAUAGGUUUCCAGUGCCAUUAUCUUUGGAAGUAAUCCAGUCGAGGCUAGAGAAUAAUUAUUACCGAAGCUUGGACGCAGUGAAGCAUGAUAUAAAUAUUAUGCUGUCGAAUGCUGAGUCUUUCUUCGGAAAAAAUGCAGAGCUUUCUAGGAAGAUUGAACGGUUAUCAGAUUGGUUCGCAAAGAAGUUAUCGACAUUGUAGCAUUAGGGAUCUCUCCUAAAACAAUUUUGUAGAGGAAUUUUAUCAGCUAAUCAAUCCUUGUCUUCUGUUUUCAUUGUAAAUAUUUAGCUAUUCAUCAUAAUCUCAACUAGGUGACCCCAAUAAAGAAUAUAGUUUCUUGUGUGGGGAAUUCUUUUAGCAAGUAGGAAUUAGGAAAGAGGGUAGUUUGCAUUAACCUUAAAAUCUUUGUAUAUAUACACUAUAACUUCUCUAUUGGGGAAAGAGAAAAUGAUUUUUCCUGUUUUUCCGGCUCAA
Molecule: messenger RNA, 5918 nt
Organism: Beta vulgaris subsp. vulgaris (sugar beet)
Lineage: Eukaryota; Viridiplantae; Streptophyta; Magnoliopsida; Caryophyllales; Amaranthaceae
Exons: 25
Coding region: 564-5645 (1693 amino acids)
Biological process (GO): cytoskeleton organization; regulation of transcription by RNA polymerase II; regulation of cell shape
Cellular component (GO): nucleus
Molecular function (GO): protein binding
Source: RefSeq, a predicted model, not a curated record